Leishmania mexicana MHOM/GT/2001/U1103 is the source of this 12348-nucleotide messenger RNA. RefSeq lists its product as hypothetical. The record is from RefSeq and is a predicted model, not a curated record. The coding region runs from base 1 to 12348 and encodes 4115 amino acids. NCBI's taxonomy places the organism in Eukaryota, Euglenozoa, Kinetoplastea, Trypanosomatida, Trypanosomatidae. The transcript has a single exon.
AUGCGCACGGUGUCUUCAGCUACAUCCGGUAGCGACCUUUCUAACUCCUGUAAUGAGGGGAGCAUCCUGGAGCUCGAAGCCCUUGAAGAGCGCGUCGAGCUCGCGGAACCAGGGAGGCGCUUGCCUAUGCCAGCCCUCCGCGCCGGCGUCACGGUAGGAGGCGCCCGCCACAGCUCUGCGGCGCUUCUAAGCGGUGCUGCGGGCAUUCCUCUAGGUGAAGCCUUCGACAGCCACCGUCACUCCAGAGACCAGUGUCAAUUACCUGCUGCUCACCAGAAGCGACUGCUUCCUGUGCCGCCUUUCCAGCGCAUCGAACGCGGCGAUGACUUCAUGGGCACGGGCCGAGAUGUCGGCUUCAACGACAGCUUCGACGGCUUUCCAUUGUACGUGGACGAAGACGGUGUCAUGAAGCUGUCUGGACACCGCCGGCGCGAUCCAUUUGCCUUUGGCUACGAUGGUGUCGAGGAGGGCGACUUGGCCACAGACGGCGCUCGCGGGGGCGAUGAUGAUCGCAGAAACUCCUACCAUGGCGGCGCUGGUGCCGCGCUCGGCUCGUCUUCCGGCACGUCUGAUGGCGCGUUUGUGUCUGGCAGCUCCUCGUACUCUUCCUCCUUUUACGAGGAGCACUGCGAACUUUCCUAUCAACAGCGGGGUGGAGCCUCUGUCCAUGGGCACCGGUACAGCGCCGAUACGAAUGCGGCUGCCAGAUACGGAUACACACCCCUUGGGAUGCCUUACGCCGGCGGCGUUGGCGUUGUUGCAACGUUCGAUGACGACGGCGCGCCGGUACCCAUCGAUGCGGCGCUGCCCAGCCACCACCACAUCGCAUCACGGCGUCGCCGCCUCGUUGGGGCUGCCUCUAGUGCGCAAGCAAGGCUGAAUAAUGCAACGCAGCGUCGCUCCAGCCGCAAGAAAGGCCGGCGCAGUCGAGGGGGUGGCACUCGCGGCGGGCGACUUGAAAGGAGGAGGACCAAAGCAGCAGCCACCUCGCACGCACCCGCUGGCCGCCACAGAAGCCGCAGAGGAGCGCACAGCUCAAGUCGCGUACCAGCCCGUCUGUCAGGCAGCAGCCCCGUUCUGGUCGGCACGAAUCCGUUGCCGAACACCAGCGGCGUGAAUGUUGCGGCGACCGCCAGUGCCACUGCGACCGCCGGCAUCCAUGGCGGCCUUAGCGCCUUUCUCUCCGCCGGUACUUCGAUCAGCGUCGGGCCCUCCGAGGCGAAGAAGGUGGUGCGAAUGCGCGAAUACCUGCUAGCGCGUCAGGCGGCGGCGAAGAAGCGAUAUUCGGCGGUUCGCCGCGACUCUGUCGGGACUGCAAGCACUGGUGCGACGGUCGGCAGCGACAGAGGCGCAUGGAAGACGGCGGCGGCAGACACCUUGCGCGUGGUAGCCUCCUCUCGCACAGGUGACGGCGCUGGCAGGACCGCAACUAAUACCGAUGCACUCGCCUCACAGCCCACUCGCGGCGCGGAGCCAUUCAGUCCACUGUCGAUGUCUCUGAGGGACUUGAAUCGGAGCACCGGGCUGAACACGGGGAAGGCGGGGGCAGGGCCAGCCUUCGCGUUGGCAACGCAACGCUCCGCCCGCUUGCGCUCCAAGGACGCCUCCACACAACUGCAGGCGGUGACGAUGACGGGGGAGUCCGUGUAUGUGCGGGCAGACCCAGCCUCUGCCGCCGCCGCAAGAGCGCUGGGGAGCGAUCGCAAGGGUAUUUCUGGCGGCGACGGUGCACCUGGCGCGAUGCACGGCACAGCACUUGCUGCGGGGACGGCGACACAUUUCGAACAGCGUAUGAUGACGUUGCGUGACCCCUACACGGGCCUCGCCAACGCCCCAGCUUACACGCCACUGAUAACUGUGGCGGAGACGGCGGUGGCAGUGCACACGUGCGCCGCUGGGAUCCAGUUCUUUCGAGAUCCAACGGCGCCUCGGCCAUCCGCAGUAGCGUUUCUGCCGCCGACUUCCUCGGCCUUGCUCGAUACGCCUUCUCAGCUUUUGCCCACCGCCUACCUGCUGGAUGUUGGUAAUCCGCCGUUGGCACCUACGCCUUCAGGACCCGUAGCUGUGUCUGAGGAAGCCUCGCUGCGUGCAUCCUUCAGGGCGCCGUACACAUCGACCACUCCGCACACGGCCAGCUCUGCAUCUGCGGCGUAUCGUCUGCCUACAUCCCUCUAUCCAUUCGCCCCAUCUCUCACGUCCACGGCGACGCCACCUCAGGCCUGGCAGCCCCCCAGCCGUGGCCCCCCGGGGAAAGAUUUGUCCAAGCUGCGCAGUCCGGGCUCUCUGGUGAUGGACAGAAAUUCCUUAGCCACGCCGCUGUCGCCACAAACGCUGCAUAGUCGCGACGGCGUGGCGCUAAUGGACAAGGCGGCGACGGAGGCAAGUGACUCGGCUCAGGUAAGGCGGUGCCUGCCCACCAAGGCGGGUGCCUUUGGCGGCGUGCGGCCUCGUCUCACCGCUCGUGACGAAAGCGCUAACGCAGGUGCGCUGCCCACCGUGGCGAGCAGUGGAAACGGUGGCACCGCGUUGCUGGAUGUGAACGGCCUCCGCGACUCAGACCAGUACACGGCGACGUCACUCAGUUUCGGUGACUCCUCGCCCUCAUGGCGGAAAUUGCAAAGCGGCGGGGCCGCUGCUGCUGCUGCCGGCGACUACAGCAGUGCGGCAGCGCCUGCAGCUGCGGCAGAUAUUUUGGGCAGCGGUGACCUUUUUCCGUGGGGUUGGCGCUGCAGUGCAUCUGCAUUCGAUGUGAGCGGCAGAGAGGGCCAAGACGGAGUUCCGAUCGCCCCUGCAUGGAAGGAUGAGGCGGUGCGCGGACGGUACGGCGUAUGGCCCGCCUUCGUCCACCUGCGCGGAGCUGCCGACGAGUACGACGUUAGCCUUCCCGCCGCCGGCACGUCGAGCAGCGCCUCCACGGCCAUGCCGCCUUUCUUCGCGUGGCCGCACCCUGCACCGCAGCUGCCCGCGUACCUGCCCUCUGUCGCUCCUUACGCGGCAGCCCGCCAUCCCCAACAAAACAUACGCUAUCAUGCCUGGACAGCUGAGGGCGUGUCGGCGACGUCGAACACCUCGUGCGUGGUGCACGUCUUCACUGUCUCGCGGGAGAUGCUGCGGAGCGUGUACGAGUACGUUGCGUACAUGUGUGUAGCGAAGCGGUAUGCAGAGCUGCAGCGUCGGCGCAGAAAACGCGAAGAGCACCUUUGCAAAGAACUGGCCGCCGGUAGGCUGACGCGCGACGCCCAGCGGUACCUGCGCUGCCCCCAUUGUGGUGUAAUCGGGAAGGUAGUAAGAAGCUCUGCCGCGCGAGGUGACAAUGAGGCUAUGCCGUCAAACCCUCUGCUAUCCUCAACGCCGACCCAAUCGCAGCAUCGGCGUCACGGCAGGAAGCACCACCACCGCCACCACCAUAAUCCCUAUCAUUCCAGAGCGUCGCACGAUCGCCCGACGGUCUCGGCCACCACCACACCACAGCCGCUGCUCUUUCCGCAAAGCAGUGCGCCAGGAGCGAGUGCUCCCUUAGACUUGCCGCUACCACAGCAGCAGCGGCAGCGCACGGAGAUGUUUGGAUGGUCGGCGGCGAAAUCGCCAUCGCCGCGGGCGAUCUCUCUGCCCCCGCAGCCGCCACGGCGCUCGGCUUUUGGGAUGGGUAAUGCGACCCAAGCCGGUAGCUGCGUCGCCAUUGAAAACAUCAACGUCAAGGUUGACGAGUGCGCGAGCGCGCAUCAUGCCGUGGUUGUCGACGAGACAAGCGAUACCUUAGCAAUGCCCCCGGCGUCUGCGGUGCCACAGUCGCCAGCCGCCGCACCAGCUUUGCGGGCGGCGUGUGCACCAUUGACGAGGGGUGGUAGUGGCACAUCCGUGUCGUCCUCAGCGCUUCUGCCGCUGUCUUCUCCGAGUCCGUCGCCACCACAGCCACUUUUGAGUUCUACUGUGGUCGCCACGGCAUCACCGGCGCCUGCAAAGCUGCACACCUCUCCGCGUGUCCCCAGCACGAAAGGGGCGGCGCUGGCCGGACCCACCAACAGCAGCGACACCCGCGUCGGGGCGCUCCUAGACACGCUCGUCGUGAGCGGCGAGCUCUCGCAGUCUACUCGCAUGAAUUCGCAAGCGUACGAGCCAAGCGCGCAGGCGGCCUUUGAUCGAUGCGUCGACGCUUCAGGUAGCGACUUGCGUGCACUACGGCAGCAGCCCCCGACCACCGUACCGGCACGCGGCGCAGACGAGGCGCGCCCUCUCGACGAAUCCGCCACCGCUCUGUCGCCUCGCAAAACUGCGGAGGAGCGCGGCCAUGCCACUAGUGAUGAUGCCGCCAUGCAACGGUCGUCUUCACGCGCGGCGCUCGCGAACAGCAACAGUAACAGCCACAACCACAGCCACAGCCUCCGCGUCGGCGGUAUCGACAGCGACGCCGAGGAUGGACGGCUGGGGCGGGCCGGCUCUGUGGCGCCACACGCGCCAGGAUCGACGGCCUCGCAGCUAUUCACCAUAUCGACAUCCACCUCACUGGACCGCUCCAUGGUGAUGGUGGCCGCAGGCACACGCGACACCACGGUUACGCGCGAUGCAGCUACAGCGCCGACAGCGCUGGUGGCAUUCGCGGAUUCGUCCGCGUCGAAGUGUGCGCCUUCCACUGCGGCGAGUGCGGUGACCACCACCAUGGCCACUGUCAUGACGACCCUCAACGCCGAAGUGAGGGUCAUGAGCAGCAACUCGAGGGGCAACCCGAAUACCAACAACAUGAGCGGCACCAACUCGCUCUUAUGCCCGAUGCCAGAGUCGACCCAGACGCCGGCGGUGCCGACACUGGUGCGCUCGCCGACGCUGCUGCAGGACCAGGCAGGCGACGAUCACGGGGAUAACCCUGCAGUAGGGCAGAGCUGGUGCGACACGGACGCUCACGAAACGGCGCGAGACCACGAUCUCAGCGGCGGCGCGUCUUACGUGUGCCUCGGCUGCCACCGUGACGUGAUACCAAAACAGUUGUUGCUGAGGUCCGUCAGCGGCCAUAGCUCGUCGCACCGCCAUUCCCAGCACGCCCAUCACUCAGCUGCAGGACACAGUCACCACACGAACAACAACACCGACAGCGGUGGCGUUGAUGCCAACGUGGGCGACGGUAGGACUGAGGAGACUUUGGGUGCUGACAUCGGGGUAAUGGCGUUCGAAGACCUCCUGCAAGAUGACGCGUUCACGUAUGCGUUGCACACCGCCUUGUGCGAGUUGCUCAUGAUGCCGUCAACGCGAGAGCCACCAUCGCCACCACCGCCGUUGCCAACGGCGGCGCACAAGAGAAGUCGGAAAGGGUUUCAAACCACGUCGGCGACGCGCGCGGACCUGAAAGGCUUCCUCCAUCCCGUUUUACCGAGUGCAUCCGUGCACCAACCCGGCGCACCUCUGCAGCACUCGUCGGAGGAUACAGCUAUAGCGGCGACCAACGCUGAAGGUGAGGUGCGCAGAGCCGUCGCGAUGGAUGUGAGCGCCCUUCCGCGUCUCUCGCCGGGUGUGUCGCAUCAGCAGAGCCCAGAGGCGAUGAGGGACGGCGGCGCGGUCUCUUUUGGGAGUAUCGGCAGCUACAUCGGUGACGACGAAGACGAGCUCGCGGAGCAGCAACGCACACCACCCACAUCCCCGCUUUCUAUCUCAGCUGCACCGUCGUCUUCAUCCACGUCGUCCAUGUUAACGUCCUUGGAAAGCUCGUCAGGGGCAGCGGACAGGGAGGGCGGCGGCUGCUCGGCCGCUCCUUUGCCCAUUCGCCUUUCGCUUCCGUGUUGCGGGCUGACAGUAAGUGUGCUACCGUACGUGGAGCCGCAAGUGCCCCCUGCGGAGACACAGGAACGGGCCAGUGACAGCGGCAUCAAGCGUCGUGGAACAACAGAGAAACACCUCAUUCGCAUGAGCGCUGCAAUCCGGAAAACCAUCGGCAUCGCGCACCCACCACGGCAACGCUUUGGCACACCGGCGUCGCUUUCUCGGCCAGUGAUCCCGCGCAUGCGCGAGGACGCGUCGACACGGGGGCUGACGCCAUCCACGAUGCUCAUGAGCGAUGCUGCCGCCUCUCACCGCCGUCGCAAGCGCAGCUGCAGCGACCAACGGCAAAGGUCGCGCAUCCAUCUCGACACGCCCUCGCGUCAGCGGCGGCGCAGCAGCGCGAGCACUGCGGCGUCGAAGCUCACUUUUAUGGAAAGCCCACGCAAUGGUUCAAUGAUGCACAACGCGGCGGCGUCGAGGGCGCUCAUAAUGAAGGGCACGUUCAGCAGUGAGAAGCACCGCAUCCAAGUAAACCCGCGCACCCCGCUGGACGCUGUGAGCAAAAACCGUAUCAUGAGGCGCAUCUUCCGCCAAGACCGGCUUGGCAGCAGGAGCGACACCACUCCCGCCGCAGUCGCCCGUUCAUCCGAGACUGAAAAGCGAUAUGGCAAGGGCUUAGAUCCUGCUGCUGCUGUGGCGGCGAACAGACGAGAUGGUGCUGGGUCUGCAGCAGGCGUGUCAGUCAGAUCGUGGGGUUCUGAUAUGCGCAGGCAGCGCUGCCCCCCACACCAUCGCUGUUCCUACACACAAGAGCUGGCCCAGCAGCAUGCUCAGCUGCUCUUGCCUCCCGGCCGUGCCCCCAAGCCACUCGGGCUCGAUCUAGGCGUGUAUCAAGACUCCAGCCUUGUACUCGAGAUUGAUCUCGCAUACCCGCGGCUGCCUCGGGGCAACGUGCGGGAGCUUCUUGCGGAGUGGAAGGACAUCUGCCAACCCCACCCUGUUUUAGUGGAAGCCGUUAUCCGCAACAUCGUGUACGCUGUGCUGGUGCAGCUGUCUACUCUGCACGCUGCCGGCCGUACGCAUGGGAGUGUUAAGUCGACCAAUGUUUUUCCGCUAUGGCAUGCCAUGGAAGGCACGCGAGCGUCGGGGCUCAUGAUGCCGCCGCGGCCACGCCAGCGCUCCACGUCGCCAUUCCCGCUCGCGGUGGCGCACGAGAAAUGUCAGGCAGAGCCGAUGCAGGAGCGCGGGGGUAAGGCGGAGGCAGCGAUAAGGAACGGAGAGGACGGUGAGUGUCGGCGAAGCACCUCCAAUGCUGAAGGAGAGGGCGCAUGUGAGUCGGGUCGCGCAUCGGUUGCUGCGCCGCCGGCGACAGAUCAAGCCGCACCUAAGCCACAGCGGUGUACCUCCGAAACGUCCAUCUCACCCACGAUUCUUCGCUCCCUCUCCAAUCGACGACGACAUCUGGCGCCACACACGGCGGCAGUGCAUCUCAGACUCUAUCAAAAGACGCGCUUUCGGAACCGCGCGGCGCAGAGCAGAGUCAAACCUGCUCGUGGAUUUGGUGCGGCUCGUGGCGCACCGAGGGCGGCAAAGAGCUCUGCAGCAGCAGCGCUGCCAGGAGCGUCUUCUGUUGCCACCGCAAACGCAUCCUCUACCGGGCUGGCAACCACCAUGGCUGUUUGCCGCCGCCGCAGUUUCAGCGUCAGUACCGGCGGCAGCGCUCGCACCGACAGCAAGCAGGCUGACACCAGCACUGUUCCACACAUGCCUGUGGGGCUAUCGCCCCACUCGUCCAUCCUGUCGUCCCCCUCCGCCGCCCUAUCCUCAGAGACCGUGCUACCUCCAACGCUGGGCUCAGCAUGCAGUCCGUGCGCGACGUUGCUGACCGCAGACGCAAUCCAGCCCUACCACCCGAACAGCUGCAGCAGGAGCACGACUGCGUUCUCGCCGGCCAUUGGCAUGGUCUCAAGCACCACACGUUUGCGCCGCUGCGGAGGUGCCGCGGCGCGGCUCAGACGCGGCAGCAUCGGGACCAACGUCGGCGGCAGAGACGACGUGUGUGACCCCAACGGCGAUGCCGAGGAUGAGGACGAUAGUGCGCUCGUGCCCCUCGUCGCUGAGGUGUUGACGCUGCCAUCUACUCUGCCGUGUGCCUCAGCGGCUGAACCCGGCACUGCUGAGCCGCAGACACAGCUGCAGAACGGCCUGUGGGGGACGCCGUCGAUGAACGUGAUGCCGUCUUGCACUUCUUUCGCAGCUGUACGGCGGCAUCGUGACUAUCGCUGCGGUCACCAUCGAAGGCGCCAAGGCCGCGGCUUGUGGCCAUCCGCAGUAGAGGAUCCGGAGGCGUGGCUUGCGUCUGCAGCGCCGCGGCGCUAUGUGCGCGGGGCGGAGCUGCGGCCUCCAGCGGCUGUGUGGUUUCCUCGAGUUGCCGUAGACAAAGCUGUUCUUGCAAGCAAUAAGCCGAGCGUCGGCGAAGGCGUACCACUGUCGGCGGGUGCUGCAGCGGUGCUGGAGCGCACAUCCGACGUCGCAGCACAGCCUGUGCUAACCCGAGGCCCAGUGGGGGCUGUGCCGCACCCGCGGCUCGACAGCGUUGGCGGAGACGAGACGGGUGCAUCCGCGCCCGCAACUGCUCGCCGGGUGAGGCGCCGGGGCAGUUCCGCGGGGCCUUCGACGUCCUCGGCGGCUGCGCUGCAUGGCGCCAACGACGGCGCUGGCCAGUACGCGCCGGACCCGCUGCAGUGGUCGCGCCAGGUACUGCUGGUAGAGAACGUUGGUGCAGUCGUUGCAGCCGCGUUGCGCACUGCUAUGACUUGCGUGCUCAUGCGGCAUCCACCGCGUCAACACCCAUCGUCGCUGUCGUCACCUCUCGCCCUUGUUACGUCGACGAAGACGCCUAUAUCGCACUCAGAAGAAGCGCGUCAUGCCGCAGACGCCCUUGCUGAUCUCGCCACCGCCGCUUCUGAGAGGCGGGGCCUUCGCCGAGCCGUCUGGUCCAAGUCGCCUGCUGCAGCGGUCUCACAGCGACGCACGAGAGUCGCAGCGUCUGCGCCGGCGCUGCGUGUGCAUGUUCCUGAUGUGGUCCGCAGUCCUCCUCCUCUGCCGCCCAAUCUUUUUGCCAUCCAAGAGUCAGAAUACGUGCCGGCACCCGAACUGAUUCGUGUCUCUGCCGAUGAAGCCCGCGCGCUACGGCGACCGUGGCCUCCGCACCCCGGCGGUGCAGCUGCGGCGGACAAGGUCGAGGGAGAAGGGGUUGCAGGGGAACACCCUGGCUUGUCUCAUAGCCCCGGGGCAGCAACUGUUGAUAUGGGGGAGGAGGACGCGGCGCAGUUGCGCGAGGCCUUGGCACGACUAGAGGCGGCCGCGUCACCAACGACGACGCUGCGCAACACCGUCGACCCGUACCCUGCCGUCAGCGCCGCGGCGGAUAUCUGGGAGCUGGGUAUGAUGACGCUUGAGCUUGCCGAUGGUCCGCCGCCGAUGACGUGGUUGAAACAGCGCGAGCCGGCGCCGGCCUUGAGCAACUAUCCAUGGUCUUCCUACUUCCACGCGUUUGUAUCACUGUGCCUGCAGCGCAGUCCAGAGCAGCGCGGCACAGCGGCAGAGCUGCUGCGGCACCCGUGGUUUAGCGUGGCCCUGGUGCCGCAAGCCUCCUUGCCGUCGCCGCCAACGGCCAUUCGUAGCAACGACGGCGGCUGGGGUCAAGCCACGACCGGCAGCGGUGCAGGCGGCGCGCCGGUCGAGUCAAGGAACUCGGCGGCAGGUUUUCAGGGCGGCAAGGCGGGUGGGCCCGCGCCGGUGAGCCCGUCAACACUGCCGCUAGUGCCGGUGUGUCCGCCAGGUGUCAUGGGCGUCGGCUGCUUGACCGCGGAGGAGAAGGCAGAGUGGGAGAACUACGACUACACACUGCUCUACGCGUCUGGUGCGCAGUUGACUCGCCCGCUCACGACGAGCGCCGCCGCGGCUACUGCAGCUUUGGCGACAGCUGCAGAGGACCACCGCCCCAGUGGCGACUCCAGCGUGCGACUAGGAUGUCCAUCGGCGCAUCAGACGCAGGGAGCCACAGCAUCUCUGUCCGCGGUUUCCGCGGGGGCGCGCAACAGCCGGGAAGCAAGCGCUGCAUACGCCUUAAGCGUCGGUGAAACACCAUCGUGGCUGGGGCAGAGUCUGCGUAGAACCGACGCGCCUUCACCGUCGCCCGCUGCUGCCGCUGCCGCCGCCGCCGCCGUCGCGAUGGUGUCGCAGCCUUCCGCUCUCACCGUUUCUGGCCCUGGUGGCGGCACCGCCGUUGGGCUACCAUCGGUUGCCGCUGCAUCCGCCAGCCCCGCCAAGGCCUCCGCAAACGACGAGCUGAUGACAUCAAUGUGCGCGGUCGACCUUGCACAGAACUUUGCAGAGCUCAUCGCGCAGAGAUGGGUAAAGCAACAGCAGCAGCUGGUCCCGUCGCUGGCCACCGCGGCAGGCGCGUACGAUGGGGCUGCGAAGGGAAGGCAGGCGAUGUCACCGUCUCAGCGCAACUUCUUCACUGCCGCCGCUGCGACAACGUCUUUAGACGGCGUCAGCUCUGUUCUCCUUCCUGUCAUCUCCCCUCGGUCCACCACUGCUGGUGCCGCUGCGGCGGCAGCGGCCUACAACGCAGCGUCGCCCCGAUCCGCGCCGUCGACAGCUGGCCAAGGCGCGGUGUUGCAGCCGCAGUCGGAGCUGUUGCGCCCGAAGAUCGGCCCUGAUGAGAUGAUGAGGCCAAUCUGGGGAGGGCACAGCACGGCGUUCAGCAACAACGUCCCGGUGAGCGGCCAAGUGGCGGUGGUUCCUGUCAUAUCCCCGCGCGGCGCUCGGUCGCCGUUGCCGCUGCCACCACCGGAGUUCGUCGGCAGAGGAGCGGUGCAACUGCUGCCGACCUACCUGCCUACACUUUAUGUCCCGCUGCUUGACCCGCGAGGUGACCCAAUGCUGACACUGGCGAAUGCCUUGGUGCCUCCGUGGACGGCAAGGAUGAUGGGCGAGUGGGGCGGCACGGCAGGCAUCCAGUCGCAACCGCAGCCGCAGCCGCAGCAGGCAUGGUCUUCCACAGCGCGCGGUGCCGCACCGCCGUGGCUUCAGCUAGGCGCGCGCGUUGCAGCAGGGAGCUCGAAGCCGCUCGUGUAUCCCACCCUUCCGGCGUUGUCGCGCGGGGGUGGCAGCGUCAGUGAAGGUGGAGGCGGUCGCUCGGCCCUGCACUGUGACCGCGGCGAUCCCGAUGGCAACGCUAGCACAUGCAGCGAUCGUAGCAGCAACUCACAGCAUCACGGUCGGCACGCGCGAAUGGCAUCUGAUAGCUCGAGCCAAAGCAGUAGCUCCAGCAGCACAGGGGGCGACAGCGACAGCGACAGUUACAGGACCGCCAGCGGCGGACCGCAGGUCGCGCGCGGUGGUACUCACGUCCACGCCAGUGAAGACGGACUUUAUGACGUUUACAUGCCCAAAGUGGGUGGUGAAGUGCCUGUCCUGACGCGAAAGCCGGCGCAGCACCUCAAUGAUACCCUCAACGCAACGUCGCUGCCUCUCACCGACGGCGCGGCUAGCCGAAGCGUCGCCUUCAAGGUCGGCACAUCGGAGCAGCGCGCUGGUGGUGGCCACAACAUGAUGUUCUACGACCCCGCAACGGACGGCAGUGCGGCUGCCGUGAAGGAAGGCAUCUCCUCUUGCGCGACUGCGCUGAAGCUUCGGGUGCCAAGCGGUGAUGGACACUGGCCUCGACAUGGGCGACACAGCGGUUCCGCUGGCAGAGGUGAUGAUAGUGAUUAUGGCGCAGGACCGCGAGUGUCUUCGUCUUCCUCCUCUCGUCCAGCGCAUCAUCUCAACGGCACCAUCGCCACCGCUCUGGCACGCUUGUCAAUGAUGGCGUACCUUCCUUCUGACACUGAUGGGGGCUGGAGUGAGACCAGCAGCAGCAGCGACAACGAAGACAGCACCAGAUACAGCGACGGGUCCGAUUCGGCUACUUUGUCUCCGAUGUGGGGGCGGCCGGUGUGUCGGUCGACUCCGCUCGGGUCGGACGAUAAGGCUGCUUGCAUGCAAGGCUUCAUCAUCAGCGGUGAUGGCACCAGCUGUGAGGAGCCGGACGAGGACGAUGAUGGGCCGUCGAUGAGCGCAGAGGUGCGGUGCGAUGAGCUGCUUCGCUGCUUAUCAGCGCUGCAGCGCAACUGCCCGGCGGCGGUAAGUCUGUGGUGCGUCCGUGUGCUGCAGCAGGCGAUGCGGCACCCCCGGACGGCCGCGAGCGCGGUGCGAAUCCUGGAGCGAAUCGAGAGUCUCCUGCCUGCGGGGCGGUCGAGGAACCUCGACUGGCUCAAGCCACCGAACGUCUCGCCGUCGCCGCCGCAGUCCUCGCCUGACCCUCUGGGCACAGGCGAUGCGCAACGCCGCGAGAGAGCAGCAGGCACAGCAGGCGACGGCAGCUCCUCUCUCUCUGCGAUGGGGGCUGCCGUCAGGGUGUCGUCUCACUCCUCUGCCGGUGCACUGCCUCCAGCCGAGCUGGACACGAGCCCGAGCAGCUUCCAGAAUUAUGAGAUGGCAAAGUGGAUACAUGCGUUGCAUCAGGUGCUUCCACGAUGCACGUAG